Cloeon dipterum is the source of this 727-nucleotide messenger RNA. RefSeq lists its product as uncharacterized. The record is from RefSeq and is a predicted model, not a curated record. The transcript has 3 exons. NCBI's taxonomy places the organism in Eukaryota, Metazoa, Arthropoda, Insecta, Ephemeroptera, Baetidae. Bases 149 to 487 code for a protein of 112 amino acids.
GAACUCAUCCCCGCCAUUGCCUUGGGGUCGCGCGCCGAGAACGCGAUCACGAUCAUUCUAUUCUGGAAGUGGCGCUGUUAUAAAUCUGUUACACUCGCGCUCCCUUUCAGUUUCGAGAAUACACACGGUCAAAUCUAACAGCAUCACAAUGAGGAGCCUAGCGCUUGCAGUUGUCUAUUUCAUAGGGGCCAUCUGCUUAACAACCGCAUGGCGCAAGCCGGCACCGAUGACGGGCAGGAUGGUUGGCGGUGGUGACGAUUUCUACAGGAUCCUGCUGCAGGGGUUGCGCAACCCAGACGACCCUUUCCAGAAGCCGAUCAAGGACGAGGAAAAGGAGCAGUGGGUGUGCAACAAGGGCUACGACUUGGUGGACCGCGGCGAUGACAUUUGCUGUUACAAAUUCGACUCUUAUGAGGGCAGGUGCUGCACCAAGGUUGACGCCCGCAACUGUUUUCACGUGGCGCACGUCAGCCAGCACAUUAACUGACGCAAUUCAACCACCACUGCUCUCUGACUCUUUUAUUUAUUUGUUUAGUUUACUUGCCACUCAUUACCAUGAAACUCUGGGUGAAUUCAAAACUUUCAGCUGCACUUUGGUGCUUUGAAUAUUAUUUAUUCUCUAAAAUUAGACUCUUGUGAUUUUAUGUUAUUUUGGUUUACACUCAGUGAUACACUAUAUAGUUAAAUAUGUUUUAAAAUAAAAUAUAAAUCAAUUAUUUCAAAUGUC